Ascochyta rabiei is the source of this 2031-nucleotide messenger RNA. RefSeq lists its product as uncharacterized. Lineage: Eukaryota; Fungi; Ascomycota; Dothideomycetes; Pleosporales; Didymellaceae. The coding region runs from base 1 to 2031 and encodes 676 amino acids. The record is from RefSeq and is a predicted model, not a curated record. Gene Ontology annotation, cellular component: nucleus. Gene Ontology annotation, molecular function: chromatin DNA binding. The transcript has 2 exons.
AUGUCAAAUGGUAGCAUUGGGAACGGCGUCAUGGACCUCCAAGGGACCAUUGAUCCGUCUGCCCUCAACUCAGCAGGAGUCCUCGCUGGCCCGCAGGGCGUUGCGCAGCAACAGUCCAAGGGCUUGAAGCGCAGUCGCUCGCCAGACAACAGCUACGGUGACGCGCAGCAUGGCGACCCCGCCGAUGCGGACGAGACCGGGAAACCACGAAAGCGCGGCCGUCCACCCAAGUCCGCAAAGGCCGCGUUUGCUGGGAGCCCCACCCGUGGAUCGCUGCCUCCGCCUACGCCUACGCACGCCGGCGUCGCGCCCCCCGUGCAGACGCCGCGGCUGCAGACCUCGCCGCUGCCCCAGACUUCUCCCACGCAUGCAUCACCCUCUGCCAAAUCGACGCCUACGAAGCCUGCCGUCCUCAAGGCUUUGCCGACGGUGCGCGAUCACACCACCGACCAGCUGAACCCCGAAGGCGACGAGUACAUACCCCGCGAGAUCGACGAAGCUGGAGAACGCAAAGUCACACAAACCGGCCAUCCCCUCGAAAACCGCGAGUACCGUUGCCGCACCUUCUUCGUACCCCACCGCGGCGACAAGCUGUUCAUGCUUGCGACCGAGUGCGCACGCGUUCUUGGUUACCGUGAUUCGUACCUGCUGUUCAACAAGAACAGGUCUUUGUUCAAGAUCAUCGCCACGCAAGCUGAAAAGGACGAUCUGAUCCACCAGGAGAUUCUGCCCUACUCGUACCGCUCUCGACAAAUUGCAAUAGUAACAGCGAGGUCCAUGUUCAGGCAGUUUGGAAGCAGGCUAAUCGUGAACGGAAGAAGAGUACGGGACGACUACUGGGAAAGCAAGGCCCGUAAGCAGGGCUUCACGGAGGAAGACGCUGCAGGAGAGAAGCGGCCUGGUGCAGCAAAGGCGAGAGAAGCUGCUGCUGCCGAAGCCAACCACGCCAGCGCCAUGGCUUUUGCCCACCCAGGAGCGUUUGCAGGUGCGAACGCUGAUUACCUCGGUGCUGCAUCCAACCCUCUGCAACCCUUUGGUGGCCUGACGCCAGCACCAGGCACUAUGCCGAUCGGGGGUUUGGAGCCAUACAACCAACCCACGACGACUGAUCUGCAACCUCGAGAUUACAGCAGUGUACAGCGACCGCGCCAUGAACUUGCAGGUGCGCCGUACCAGGACGCUACGAGGCCCUCUCCUUCGGGCGAGAUUCUCAACCAAGCUGCACAGACAGCUGAGAUCAACAAGCAGUUCGAGCAACAACGUAAGAACCGCAAGCAGUACUUGGACGAUCUCUGGAACCGACCGCAUGAGCCGCCUGCGCAGCCAGAACGUCCAACCACGGCAGACGCUGGUCAGGUACCGCAAGUUUCGCAAGCUGUGCAGUCACCUCGCAUGCUUUCGACCAGCGUUAGCAUACCUGGCAAUCAGUACGGCAUGACAGCCCAGACGCCACAAAGACCGGGCCAAGGCAUGGGUGCGCAGUCUUACCGCCCGCAAUCCCUGCCGCAAAACAACAUGGUCCCCUCCCCCAUGGCACAGCAGCACACCCCACUGCCGAACCAAAUGCACCGCCGUCCACCAAGCCUAGGUCUACCACAGGGCAUGCCGCCAGGGAUGGGCCCAAACGGUAUGCUCCCAGGCGUUCAGAAUCCAGGUCAGGGUUACGCUCCCUCCCACAUGUGGCAGGGUGGUCCGCCUCAGCCGUCGCCUCUCUCCCAACAACACAACAUGCAGCAAUAUGCUCAAAGGCCGCCACCACAGCAGUCACCACACCCGCAGCAGUCUCCUAUGCAUGCAUCACCACAAAUGCAUCACGCCCAGAGUAGUGGUUCGAUGCAUGGCACCCCCGUCCAGCAAUAUCAGACGAUGAACGCGAUGGGAGGGAAUGGAUUUCCCAGUAUGGAUCAGAACCCUUACCAGCCUAGCCCGAGCCCACACCAGUUCAUGCAACAUCAAAGCGGUGCUGGCCAACAGCCCAGCAUGUACGGUAUGAGUCAGCCUCAGUCUCAGCAAGGAUGGCAGUCCUACUAG